Messenger RNA from Lathyrus oleraceus (garden pea), 657 nucleotides. RefSeq lists its product as uncharacterized. Lineage: Eukaryota; Viridiplantae; Streptophyta; Magnoliopsida; Fabales; Fabaceae. The record is from RefSeq and is a predicted model, not a curated record. The transcript has 2 exons. The coding region runs from base 1 to 657 and encodes 218 amino acids.
AUGGAGGAGUAUGCUUAUCUUUUGGGUAUACCAAUUUCUGAUAGGGUUCCUUUUUAUGGUUUGGAAGGAAUUCUGGAGUCUCAAGUUAUUGCUGGAGCUAUUCACCUGAAGAAAUAUGACAUAGAUGUUAACCUCCCUAUCAAAGGAGGUAUGAGAGGGAUCUUUUUGGUUGGGAAUCAUUAUCCAACUUUGCUUGGUGACGUAUAUUUCUCCAUUCAUCAUAGGACUUCUAAGGGAAAUAUAACUAUUGUCUAUUGCGUACCUUUGUUGUACAAGUGGUUUAUUUCACACUUGCCGCAAUCUCCUGUCUUCAAAGAAAACAAGGGUUGUUUAAGGUGGUAUCAAAGACUUGUGUCUCUCACCAAUGAUGACAUCACUUGGUAUUAUUCUGUUUAUGAUGAUGUCGAGAUUAUUGAAUGUUGUGGGGAGUUCUCUAAUGUGCCUCUUCUUUGUACACAGGGAGAAAUAAACUACAAUCCAGCUUUAGAAAGACGACAGCUUGAGUUCGUUAUGAAGGACAAACCUAAUAACACUUUGUUAGAAGGUUCAUUUUUCAAAGAGGAGAAAGACACUAAAGGAUUGAAGGCUAGGAUGGUGCAUGCUUCGCACAAUAUUCAUAGGAAGGGAAAAAGUGAACUUGAUAGAAGAAUUAUGUAG